Messenger RNA from Coprinopsis cinerea okayama7#130, 2091 nucleotides. RefSeq lists its product as hypothetical. The transcript has 8 exons. Gene Ontology annotation, molecular function: zinc ion binding; transcription cis-regulatory region binding; DNA-binding transcription factor activity, RNA polymerase II-specific. The record is from RefSeq and is a predicted model, not a curated record. Bases 25 to 2091 code for a protein of 688 amino acids. NCBI's taxonomy places the organism in Eukaryota, Fungi, Basidiomycota, Agaricomycetes, Agaricales, Psathyrellaceae. Gene Ontology annotation, biological process: positive regulation of transcription by RNA polymerase II. Gene Ontology annotation, cellular component: nucleus.
CGUCGGCCCUCAUCAGCCUCUAAUAUGGCGUACCAUUCCUACCCUUCACCUGACGACAGUCAGUCACCCUCUUCAUCGGCAAAUGUGUCUCCAGAAACGCAUACCCUUCCCCUUGACUUCCUCCCAUCAGGAGAAGACACCGACCAGAGUGCUCACAGCACCCCCGCGCGCACAACCGUAAACCUCCCUCGAGCUCAGAACGCUGGCAAAGGUGGAUGCUGGACGUGCCGCGUUCGACGGAAGAAAUGCGAUGAACAGCGAGAAGGCGACUCCUGCAAAACGUGUCGACGGCUGACGAUUAAAUGUCUGGGUUGGGGCGCAAAGCGGCCCGACUGGAUGCGCGACAAGAAGAACGUCGAUGCGUAUAAGGCCAGUAUCAAGGCCCAGCUAUCGCGAGCUGGCCUCAUCCGAGGUCAACCACGGCACAACCCCAUGCAGUCGCCCAACCAACGAUCCCACCCCCGCCAUUCUACCUCUUCAACGAGAUCCUCCGCCUCAUCACGCACAUCUGAGCCCGUUUCCGUACCACCCACACCACCCACACCACCUCCCGUCAAUAUUAGCAAUCUCGACUUUCCAGGCUUCAACCAAUUCCCUGAUGUCCCCUUUCCCCAAAACGAGAGUGGACUGAUGGCCGGCAUGUCCAAUGCAUCUUCUAACGGUUUUGAUCAAUUGGGAAAUGCCUACAACGAUAUUAACUUGAAUGCAUUUGACCCAUCACUUGUAUACCCUUACUCACCCGCCUCCAUGUCGUCUGGUUCUUCUCCCUACAUGGUUGACCCCCUCCUUGACCCCUCCUUCUCGUUGUUCCCCUCCGAUGUCAUGUCAUACCCCGAGCAAUCGUCCCUGCAGUCCUAUGGGAUGUCGCACAGCUCGAGCCCCAUGUAUAACGACCUGAUGAUGCACUACUUCAACGUAGUGUCCAAGAUUCAGUUCACCUUCGCUGGCAACCAGGUCUCUGGGAUGACAUAUAACGUUGUAUACCAGGAUACCCGAGGUGCUCCUGCAUAUGCCAUCUACGCUCUUGCAGAUCUGCACCAAACGCAAAUGCGGAUCUCGCAGGGCUUGGAAGCCCCACAAAGCAACCAGGCCUCGACAGCCAACUAUCUGUACCAGGAGGCCUUGUUUAAGCUGAAGUCUAACCGCGACAACGGCAACGGCUGGGGGGAGAGCGACGCCAUCGCUGCACUCCACCUGAUCAGCUAUUCGCACUUAUCUGGUGGCAGCGCGGAUUGGCAAGAGCCCUUCGAUAUCCUUUGCUCGUGGCUGUUGCAGUCCAACCUCUCCGUCGCAGGUCCUAACAGCAAAGCCAUCUACCAAUCAUUGACCGGACCAUCCCAACUCUUGGUCAGGAUGAUCAUGUGGCUCGACAUCUUCUCUAGCUUGUCGCUGAACAGAGUCCCCAAGUUCCUCAACCUCUGGAAAUCGCUGUUGGACCCUCAGCAAGGCUGCCCCCAAUUAUUGGACAUGGCAUCACUCACCGGCUGCUCUGAGGAUACCCUCCUCGCCAUUGCAGAGAUCUCCCAGCUUGCAAACUGGAAGUCGAUGCAGAUUCGCAACGGGACGUUGAGCUACCCAGAGCUUGUCACCCGGGGCAAGAAAAUCGAAGAGAACAUUCGACGGUAUCAGUCAAUACAUGCCGAGAUGUCUCGUAACUUCGGCCCCGUCGAGCAGCUUCAUGAAGGCGAUACACCUUCGCAGGCUCAUCAAGCGGCAUGCGUGUCACUUUUCCAGGAAGCUUCCCUCCUCUAUUUGCACACCAUUCUCAGCAACUCCAGCCCUGAUUUGCCAGGGGUUCCUGAAAUCGCAGGAUCGGUCGACGAGAUAGUGAGACAACUCGGUCUCCUACCUUCGUCGAACCUGGAUCGCGCUCUCGUGUAUCCGAUCUGUCUGGCGGGCUGCAUGACCAAUGACUCUACGAAAAGGGAUUAUUUGAAGGGCCGGCUGCAGGGCUUGAACGAGACUUACGGAAAUCUGCUGCAGACGAGACUGCUGAUGGAGACUCUGUGGCAACGACGCGAUGUUGGUGGUGGAACGCCUGAUUUGCGAGAGAUCAUUCAAGAGCAAAGCAUCUCAUUAUUGCUCAUCUAA